Lasiosphaeria miniovina is the source of this 1275-nucleotide messenger RNA. RefSeq lists its product as uncharacterized. Bases 1 to 1275 code for a protein of 424 amino acids. The record is from RefSeq and is a predicted model, not a curated record. The transcript is spliced from 5 exons. Lineage: Eukaryota; Fungi; Ascomycota; Sordariomycetes; Sordariales; Lasiosphaeriaceae.
AUGGUGGAAACAUGGGACAGUCUUAUUCACUCAAUUGGAGGGCUGAGCCUUGAGGGCGGCACUGCCAAGUUGUCUGGGUCAACGUCUAGCCACUGUCCGCAACUGAUCUCUCUGAGACAACAAGCCAAAACCCUCGCAAAUACUGCAGCGAAAUUCGGCGAUGCAACCGACCGCUACUUUGUAGCUCAUAUUACCUCGCUUGCUGGUCAAGGAACAAGCACGCGAAAAAUACUGUCGCAUUUCCAUGGCUCUUUGAUGCGCAUCGUUAAGGAGGUUCUCAAUAGAACCACCGAUGACAGUCGCGUCUUGUGUCUUGACGGCUCCGGUACCCUGCGCUACGAAAACUACUCCAUUCCCCUGCGCGAAGCCAGCCUCGGACGGCCUUACGACGCCGACUUCGAGAGCGAGGAAUACUACGACCAUGAAGAGCGCCUAGCCGACGAUCAAUAUGCUAAAGCCUCCAGUGUGCAAUGCGAGCGCAAAUUAGACGGCGAGCGCAAAUUAGACAACGAGAGGAAGCAAGACGAAAACUGGAUCGGCUUUUGGGUUCGGGCGCUCAGCAGUUUUCCAAAUGGACCGACAUUAUUUUAUCCGGCAACAAGUCGCUUUCCUAAACUGCGUUUGGCAGAUGUUCCGCGGUGCCUAUUCGGGGCAUUUGAUCCAGCCAGUUCUGGUCGGAAUGACGACUAUGUCUUCGCUUCCUCAGAGAGUGUCUCCGCGGAAUCGUGGCGCAGCAAGGUCGAUCUCCUUUCAAGGGUAGAAGAGGAGGCAACAGGAAGGCUACACAGGCAUUUGACCAAGUCAUGUUUUGGGGCAGGGAAUGGCGACGACAAUCUGGUGUCGUGGAGCAGUUCACUGAUAUUUGUCAUUCAGUACGCGAUCUGGAGAUGUUGCAAUCGUUGCUGUGCCAAUAGCGAGGUCAAGAUUUGCGCAGUCGACACGACCAUGUUUCCCCAAGGGCAGUUUGUGCGGGAUAUAACGUUGAUCCGGGCGGGGCGAUCUUGUGUGUUCUCGCUUGACCAACUCAUCAAGGCCGGACUACAUGGCCUGUACCCUGAAUUUGCAGAAAAUACCGCAAAGAAAAAAUGGACAAACCGCGUGAAAUGUCUUCAUAUAAAAAGAGCCCUUGAAAUGACCAGAGCAUGCUUCAGCAUCUUUAAUGCUAAUGACGUGGCAUUGCUACUCUUGUCAUUCAAAAACCGCAAGCUUCGGCCCACAACUGCAACCGGCCCAUCUCGACCGUACGACGGCCACGAGAGCGUCGAAGGAGCCUGA